This is a messenger RNA of Cuscuta campestris, 2206 nucleotides long. Lineage: Eukaryota; Viridiplantae; Streptophyta; Magnoliopsida; Solanales; Convolvulaceae. The record is from the annotation of a GenBank genome assembly.
CAACGCACGGGUGUUGUACUAGUUUUUUUUAACACAAUUAACUGAAGUUGGUUGACUUCUGAAUAAAAACUUUUCUGAUUCACGAACAAGGAGCAUUUGACGAUGAGAUUUGGCUUCCUCGUGACGCUUAUUACUCUCCUGAAAAGCUUAUCCGUCGCCGAAGCCGACGAUGCCGGUUUCGCCUACAGCGGUUUCCGGCCCCCAAAUCAAAUCAUUCUCGACGGAAUCGCCGGAUUGACUCCCGACGGGCUCCUGCAGCUCACCAACCUAACCAGGCAACAACAAGGCCACGCUUUCUACCCUCGCCCUCUACACUUCAAGAACUCAACAAACGGUUCGGCUUUUUCCUUCUCCACCACCUUCGUCUUCGCAAUUCACCCUCAAUAUGAGUCUCUCAGAGGCCAGAGCCAGGGAAUCGCUUUCGUGAUUGCGCCUACCAGAGGCCUCCCAGGAGCUCUUCCCAACCAGUAUCUCGGGCUCUUCAAUGAGUCGAACAUUGGGAACCGCUCUAAUCGUGUGGUUGCAGUCGAGUUUGAUACCACCAGAACUGUCGAUUUCGGUGAUAUCAAUGACAAUCAUGUGGGGAUUAAUAUCAAUGGGUUGAGGUCUGAUGCGUCUGCUCCGGCUGGAUACUACGAGGAUGGUGGUAAAAGUAAUUUUAUGAAUUUAACUCUGAUCAGUGGGCAGCGUAUGCAAGUUUGGAUCGAAUAUUUUGGUCUGGAGAAGAAGACUGAUGUUACUUUAGCUCCGUUUAAUGCUCCUAAACCAAAGACUCCUCUCGUGUCAUUGUCUCGUGAUCUCUCUGCGAUUCUUGAUGCAGAAAUGUACGUCGGGUUCUCAUCCGCGACUGGUACUGUUCUAACGUCUAAUUAUAUUUUGGGGUGGAGUUUUAAGGUGAAUGGUCAUGCUCAAGAGCUUGUACUGUCUCAACUUCCCACACUUCCACGGUUCGGUCCAAAACGAAUAUCACAUCUUCUGACAGUUGGGUUGCCUGUGAUUGUUGUUAGCUUGGGUUUGCUAGCAGUUUUGGGUGCAAUUUUUUACAUAAGAAGGAAGAGAAUGUUUGCUGAAGUAUUUGAAGAUUGGGAGGUUGAGUAUGGGCCUCACAGAUUCAAGUAUAAGGAUCUAUACAUUGCGACGAAAGGAUUCAAAGACAAGGAGCUGCUGGGUUCCGGGGGAUUUGGGAGGGUUUAUAGAGGAGUUCUACCCGCCACGAAAAUAGAGAUUGCUGUCAAAGCGGUCACACAUGAUUCAAGCCAAGGGAUGAAAGAGUUUGUUGCAGAGAUUGCGAGUAUGGGUCGUCUCCAGCAUCGGAACAUAGUUCACCUCUUGGGGUAUUGCAGGCGUAAGGGCGAGCUGCUUUUGGUUUAUGACUACAUGCCUAAUGGAAGUCUGGACAAGUACUUGUAUAACAGGCCAAGUGUGACCCUUGAUUGGGGGAAAAGGUUCAAAGUUAUCAAAGGCGUUGCCUUGGGAUUGUUUUAUCUACACGAACAAUGGGAGCAGGUGGUGAUUCACAGAGACGUCAAGGCUAGCAAUGUUUUGUUAGAUGGCGAAUUUAAUGGAAGAUUGGGAGAUUUCGGCCUUGCAAGGUUGUACGACCGUGGCACAGACCCAAAAACAACCCAUGUCGUGGGAACAUUCGGUUAUCUGGCCCCAGAGUAUGCAAGAACCGGAAAGGCCACACCACGCACUGACGUGUUUGCUUUUGGGGCAUUUUGUCUUGAAGUUGCCACGGGGAGGAGGCCGGUCGAGUCCCACUCCCAAACAGAGGUUACAAUUCUUGUUCAAUGGGUCCAUUCUUGCUGGGAAGCGGGUAGUGUCCUCGAUGCAAAGGACCCGAAUCUGGGAUCAGAUUAUGCAGCGGAGGAAGUUGAAUUGGUCUUAAAACUCGGGUUGAUUUGCUCCCACUCCAACCCUGAAGCAAGGCCGACAAUGCGCCAAUGUGUUCAGUAUUUCCAAGGUGAAAUUCCCUUUCCUGGAAUCCCUUCACUUGCUCUAUCUUCUGGUGGAUUGGCAUAUGGUCGUGGAGAUGGCUUCACUGAUUUUACCGCCUCAUAUUCAUCUUCUGUUGCAGAGUCCAUCCUCUCAGGAGCUCGAUGAUUCUCCCCACAAAAAGAUCAGUAUGUAUAUCUCAAGUAUAGGCAUGUUAUCUUCUCAUCUUAAUCGUCUCGUUUCUUCUCAGAAAUAGAGAGUAUUGGGUAAC